Messenger RNA from Galdieria sulphuraria, 1375 nucleotides. Its product is annotated as archaeal ATPase. Bases 108 to 704 code for a protein of 198 amino acids. The transcript has a single exon. Lineage: Eukaryota; Rhodophyta; Bangiophyceae; Galdieriales; Galdieriaceae. The record is from RefSeq and is a predicted model, not a curated record.
UUCCAACGAUUUUCGUCUCAAUCAUGAGUUUGAGCAUUGGAAACAAUUGAAGAAGAUCGAUCAUUGUUGUAUUUUUCUGUCGCAUAGUUUACUUCACAGCUUACGAUAUGUCUAGUGAAUUUGAACCAGAAACCGUAUAUGACAUGGUUGUAGUACACCGAGAAAAUGAUGUUCGUGUAGUAACACUGCAGUUAUUUCAGCUAUACACUCUACGUAAACUUGGUCCCCCUUUCAAACCAGUCAUACCCGUUGGUCCCCACCUCUUCGGAAGUGGCAAGACAAAAUUCAUACAAAGUUAUUUGGAACUGUUGAGUAACGUGGGUGAAAGUGCACUGAUAGGUCUCAAUGACGUUGGUGAGUCUGAGAAGUCCAACCGAAGAGGUUUUUUGAAGAAGCCUGAAAAUACUUCGUUACUGUUCAUUGAUCCAAGGAAGUUGGAGCCCAUUCGACCCAUCGAGGAAAAAAGAAACCUUGAGUGGGCUUUGUACUUUUUAUUCUACCGAUCAGCUUGUGAUCAGACGGGUCUACCGUUUAUGAAGCCUGAUGAUGAAGCCUACGGACACAUUCCUCCCUAUCCAAAACUUUCGGUGGUUCUAGAGCUACGAAAGACUUUAAGCAUUCCCUUUGAUCAAUAUCUUCUCGUAGUGUUUGAUGAAAGUUCAGCAAAAAACGGAAAAAGAAAAAUGUCGAGUGAUAGAUGUUAAAUCCAAAGCUUGGUAUAUGCAUGGACCGAUCACUAUCUAACAUAGGCGGAGUCAUUCGAGAAUACUACAUUGGCAUUGGAGAUCAUGUAUCAAUAAAGGAAUCAAAUAAAACUCUCGGUGCGUUGUGGAAAAAGAAAGAAAAAUCCACGAGAGCUAUCGUUGUAUUCAUAUAGAAAACCAAUGUAUGUUUUUUUGGAAGAAUUAUUGGGAAAAAACAUGGAGGAAAAAUUGUUGCUGUAAUGAAUAUGAAGCUGUGGAGCUGUCUCGUGGUGAAACAAUACGUUCCUUCAGAAUAAAUCAUUGCAUGGAACUUUGAAAAUGAUAGGUAAUCUUUCGUAAUCAAGAUUUGUUUAGCAUGAAGCUUUUUUUGAAUUUUUGAAUUUUCUUGAGUACCUACACUAACAAAAUUCAUUUGAAACUGAUCUAUUCGAAAUAGACUGAAGUAGCUAGUUACUGUUGGAAAUCGAAUCUGUAUACAGCAUUUUUGUUAUUGUAGAAGGAAAAGUUCGGGUACCUUGCGUCUGUUGAAAAGUACCAGUGGAAUCGAGUUAAGAAAUCCCAAGCUGGCACUGUUUGGAUGCGAAGUAUUGCUCCAACCUCACUUGUAGUAGAAUUCAUCCGUCCUUUACUUUUUUUAAUACAGAAAUACGUAUUGUGCGUAUUGGAUUGUU